This is a messenger RNA of Pogonomyrmex barbatus (red harvester ant), 1160 nucleotides long. RefSeq names its product peroxynitrite isomerase THAP4-like. Lineage: Eukaryota; Metazoa; Arthropoda; Insecta; Hymenoptera; Formicidae. The record is from RefSeq and is a predicted model, not a curated record.
GUGAAAUUGCUGUUAAAAAUGUUUCUGUUUGUUAUAUAACAAUUUGAGGUUUUUCAUGACUAUAUAAUGGUAUGUUUUUUCUUGGAACAUGUACAUGUAAUUAAAUGUAGGAGAGAAAAAGAGGCAAGACGAAAACAGAUGCUGAAAAGAGAAUACCUUUGAUGAUAUAUAAAGUAUAUGUUUUUUUCGAUCGACGAUAGUGACUUCCGUUGUGAUGCGAGGGUUGAGUGGCCGUAAUAUUAGAGAACAUUGUGUAAUUCCAUAUAAUAAUGAAUGAGAUCGAGGAAAAGUAUAAAAUACUGGAAAUCUCGUACUGCGAUUUCAGUAUAAAGUACGGCCAGCAGUUGAAUUGAAUGUGGGAAUCAUAUAAAUGCAAUUGAGAAUCUUAGACUUUUAGAUUGUUAGUUGUACUGCAAUAGUUGCAAAGAUGUAUAUGAAGAUCUUUCCAUUGCACGAGCUCUUGCACGUCCUGGCCUGGUUGGAGGGCACAUGGAUAACGGAUGAGCCCGCGGUGGGCACGUACCCGACCAUCAAGCCCUUCAAUUAUUUCGACGAAAUAAAUAUUACAUCUAUAGGCCAGCCGUUGUUCAAUUACAUCGCGCAGAGUUGGCAUCCAGAAACCGGUAUGCCGAUGCAUCGAGAGACUGGCUUCCUGCAAAUCUUACCGGAUACCAAAAAGAUCGCCCUCAGCCUGAUUAAUAAUAUAGGAAUGUUCACGGUCGAACAAGGUGAUCUGACAGAUGAUAAUAACACUAUCAUCGAUUUGAAGAGCACCAAUAUAUUGACGACAGAUGCAUCGAUACCACAUUUCGCGACUGUAACAGAGACGCGUCGAGUAUUUACACGCAAUGGCGACAAUUUGGAGUUCAUCUUCUACAUGGCGACGUCGAAGACACCCGAGUUGACGGAACAUUUGCGCGCGAAGUAUAGGAAAGUGACAUAAAGAUUCAUGAAAGGAAUAUCUAUAUUGCAAAAAUGUGUGUGUGUGUGUGUAAGGACACGAAGGAAGAACUUCUAUCCAAAUCCAGGAAUUAAAACCAUUUUCUCCUUCUUUGUAAUAAUUUAAAUAAGAAGCGGACAAAAUUCUCAAGGAACAUGAAACGUAGAUGUAGUUCAUUGAUGUAGCUAAAAUAAAUAGUGACGCAGAUUUAAUUUAUUAA